Molecule: messenger RNA, 1126 nt
Organism: Sinocyclocheilus anshuiensis
Lineage: Eukaryota; Metazoa; Chordata; Actinopteri; Cypriniformes; Cyprinidae
Product: protocadherin beta-15-like
Exons: 2
Coding region: 136-981 (281 amino acids)
Biological process (GO): homophilic cell-cell adhesion
Cellular component (GO): plasma membrane
Molecular function (GO): calcium ion binding
Source: RefSeq, a predicted model, not a curated record
GUGCCUCAUCUAUAAUUCUUUUGUAUCGACCACGAACUAGAUUCAGUUUUUUCAAUUCCAUAUACACGUGGAUAACGUGGUUACUUUUGUCUUCCUUUCCACGUAGAUAUCGAAACCUUUUGUGUUGUUGCUGAAAUGGUUGGAUUUUUCUUUGUUGUGCUGAUGGCGCACACCGCUUAUGGAGACGUGAGCUAUUCUUUUCCGGAGGAGAUGAAACGCGGAUCUGUGAUUGGAAAUAUAGCAAAGGAUCUCGGGCUCGAUAUGGACAAACUAUCAAGUCGAGAGGCACGAAUUGAUAAUGGAGAUAACCGACAACGAUUCAGUGAUAUUAAUCUAAAUACCGGAGAACUGACUGUAGCGGAGAGAAUCGACAGAGAGCAGAUUUGUGGAAAGAAAGCUUCAUGUGUUAUUAAACAGGAGCUCGUGCUGGAAAAUCCUUUAGAGCUGCAACGAUUUAUUCUCAAUAUUCAGGACAUAAAUGAUAAUUCACCACAAUUCAAACAAAGUGUGAUCAAAUUCGAAAUAAGGGAGUCUGCAGAAAAAGGAUCUCGUUACUUAUUAGAUGAGGCCUACGAUGCGGAUACUGGUAUGAAUUCGGUGCAAUCAUAUGUGAUACAAGACAAUGAACACUUUCUUCUUAGUGUACUAACGCGUGAAAAUGGAAGAAAAUAUGGAGAGCUAGUUCUUAAUAAAGAGUUAGAUCGUGAGCAGCAGAAAGAGGUAACAUUAAUUCUCACUGCGGUAGACGGCGGGACUCCACCGAGAUCAGGUACUGUAGCCAUACACGUCACUGUGCUGGAUGCUAAUGAUAAUGCUCCAGUCUUUAGUCAGGCCGUCUAUAAAGUCAGUCUGCCUGAAAAUUCUCCUCUAGAUACUGUAGUGGUGACAGUGAGCGCUACUGAUGCUGACGAGGGACAAAAUGGAGAAGUGACAUAUGAUUUAGUCGAAUUUCGAAAAAUGGCAACGUACUAUUUUCUCUAGAUCCAAACAAUGGGGAGAUUAAAGUUAAAGGCCCCAUUGAUUUUGAGAUGGCAUCAAGGUAUGAAAUGCUUAUUGAGGGAAAGGAUGGCUCUGGUCUUUCAUCGGACACUAAAGUAAUCAUAGAAAUUACAGAUGUUAAUGAUAA